Polypterus senegalus (gray bichir) is the source of this 3630-nucleotide messenger RNA. It is a transcript of the gene rab4b, whose product is annotated as RAB4B, member RAS oncogene family. Gene Ontology annotation, cellular component: endosome. The transcript has 8 exons. Gene Ontology annotation, molecular function: GTP binding; GTPase activity. The record is from RefSeq and is a predicted model, not a curated record. Gene Ontology annotation, biological process: regulation of endocytosis; Rab protein signal transduction. Lineage: Eukaryota; Metazoa; Chordata; Cladistia; Polypteriformes; Polypteridae. The coding region runs from base 215 to 856 and encodes 213 amino acids.
ACGUGCUCAAGAUGCGCAUCGAUUGCGUCGUCGCUGAGUAAGGAAGCGCUGAGUGCGCCGCCAUCUAGUUCCAGGUCUCGAGUUGUUUUAAAAAACAAACAAACAAACAAGCAAAAACGGAAAGUAAAAUAAUCAACGACAAAACCGCGAGGACAUUCACCCGGUCCUACCCGACAGACGGCAGUGUUUAGUUGCUGGAAGCCGUGACGAAGACAUGUCGGAGACUUACGAUUUCCUGUUUAAGUUCCUGGUGAUUGGCAGUGCUGGCACAGGGAAAUCUUGCCUUCUACAUCAGUUCAUUGAAAACAAAUUUAAGCAAGACUCAAAUCACACAAUUGGUGUAGAGUUUGGUUCCAAAGUCGUCAAUGUUGGUGGCAAGACGGUGAAACUUCAGAUCUGGGAUACAGCUGGUCAGGAACGUUUCCGGUCUGUUACAAGAAGUUACUAUCGAGGAGCAGCAGGUGCACUUUUAGUCUAUGACAUUACAAGUCGAGAAACCUACAACGCCCUGACGAAUUGGUUGACAGAUGCCCGCACGUUGGCUAGUCCUAACAUCGUCAUUAUCCUUUGUGGCAACAAGAAGGAUUUGGAUGCUGAUAGAGAAGUCACUUUCCUUGAAGCCUCUCGCUUUGCCCAGGAAAAUGAGCUUAUGUUUUUGGAAACAAGUGCCCUAACAGGAGAAAAUGUAGAGGAAGCUUUUCUUAAAUGUGCCAGGACCAUUCUGAACAAGAUUGAGUCAGGUGAGCUUGACCCUGAGCGGAUGGGCUCUGGCAUUCAGUAUGGAGAUGCCUCCCUGAGACAGUUGAGGCAGCCGAGAGGAGUUGCAGCACAGAACAAGCAGCAGUGCAGCUGUUAGGGAUAGUGAAGCCGAACUCCCCCUCUUGCAGUCCUGGGAAAUGGUGCUGUGUCUCCUCUUGAUGGGCCUGAAACGAUAUGGCUGGAGGUGGGUGCUUUCUGGAAACGGACCCCCCCUUCCCCCCUUCAGGAUGACGAGCAUUGUGUGCCUGCAACUAUAUCAACCUUUGACCUUUCCAGCUCUCCGUCUGUGAUGGUGGGUCACCUAAUAAGGAGCAAAACCACAAUAAGGAGUUGAUCACAAUCACAGUUUUUGUAGGGUGGGGUUGGGGGCAGGAAGCACAGACAACGGGUGUUUGUUUGUUUGGUUUGGUUUUAUUUUUACUACAUUUUAUUUAAUUUUUUUUUUUUUUCUUCCUUAUUCCUUGUUGCUGGUUAACACAUCAGACGACAGGUAACCCUCAAUUGCGUUACCUAGAGAGCUGAAAACGGAUCACCCUGAAUUGGUACCUUGGACCACUUUGCCUCGCUUCCUGUAAAUGGCUUUUUUGGGCGGGGUCGGGGAAAUGGGCAUCUUGUUCAGGAAGGUUAAAGAAAGGGUUUCUACCUUGGUUUCUCGAAAGUUAACAUACAAAACUUUAAAUAGGUGACCUAAAUCCAGAAUCUGAUGGCAUUUAAGACCAGAGUCUCCGCUCAUUUUUUGGCCGAUCAGUGUUCCCAGUUACUGUAAUUCGGGCAAAUGUUUUGCUAUUGAGUUUUCUUUUUUUUAUUUGUUUGCCCAUUAACUUUUAAAGCUAAGGUACCGUCAUAUUUUAAGAUGGAAAAUGAUUUGAAAGAAAUUGUCUUUUCUGCAAAUUUGCCAUGUUUUUAAGUCAUACGUGUUAUAAAGUCCUACAUAUGUAUGUCACUUUUGAAAGGGUGGUGUGUUGAGAGGGCCAGUAACAAAAAACAAAACAGAUGAGCAAAAACUUAAGAAAGACCAACAGAAAGAAUUUUGCGUCUUUUGCAAUGACUGUCUGUGCAUUCCAGGCAUUUAGGAAUAGAAAAAGAGAACACAUUUAAAUUCCUCCUCGUUGUCAGUUUGGCUUUUGGAAGAAUGUUCCGGACUGAUCCUGUUGUUGUUCACGCGCCCGUCUUAUUUGUUUGCAGAAUUAAAGUGGUAGUUAAUGGAAGCUGAUUUGUUAAUAAGUUGUUAACAUUAAGCAUUUCUGUUCUUCAUCCAGCGUGGAAUCCACUUUGUGCUUCCCGGAAGUUUUCCUAUUUGCACUUAUGAGCCCCACGUUCACAUUUUUACAGAGCACUCUGCACCGCCAAUCCCCAUGUUCAUAUAUCAGAUGUUUCCUUGGAAGCCCCAAUCCCCGCCGUAUUUUCGGCGUAAUAAAAGUGCCGCUCUUUGCACCAGUGCUGACCCUCUUUUUCUUGAUUUGCGAAGGUAAAGCCCCAAAAGUCAAUGAGGAUGUCUUUGAAUGUUACUUUGAGGGUGUAGAAUAUCCUUUCUUUUAUUUUAUUUAUUUAUUUUUUUUUUUAAAAGCAAGUCCUUCAAAUUAGGCCAACUCUUGUGGAUGGGCCCAGCUGGUGGAGACCCACACACUGCUGUCCAGUAAGGCUCCGCACUAUUGCCCAGGGAUUGGACUUGUCUGUCGCUGGUUUUGUGUUCCCCUCUGGCAGCGACAUCUUGAAUGGAAAUAUGCCCGUCCCCUCCACACCCCCUACCCCUCACCUGUAUUGUUUUUACAGGCAGUAAUGAUAAACGGUUUGAUUUAAUUUUGCACCCUUACAGAAGACUCUCAGGUCUCCUUCUCCCACUCCUAUGGAUAGCCUGUAGAUUUAAAGCACAAAACAGGGGCAGUUUGAAUGACAGGAGACCCCCAGUGGAGUCUUACCAUCUCGAUCAGCACUGAGAAGCCAUCUGCCUGUUUGGGAAGAAUGUUUGCACUUUUUUGGGGAAUCCACAUUUAGCUGAGUGUGGGCUCUUUUGAGUCGCACAGAGGUGUUGCAUCGGCUGCAGUAUUUUGUUCAGUUUUGUAACGGUGCAUGUUGAUCCCAAAUGCACUUUGGUUUUUUUGGUUUUGUUUUUCCUUGUUCAUUGUACAUUCUGUAACCUGUGUCUAAUAGUAUAAAUAUCGAUAGCGUAGAUUUUGAGAAGUCUAAACAAAUCCUUAUUAAUGAAUGGGUGACUGAGGCAUGCUGUCGAAUCACUUUAGCGUGACUUUAAUUUAUUGGGCGAAAUCAUCAUUCUCUCUUUGGACGAUCUCGCGGUAGUAACCAAACACUGGGAUUUUAAGGCUGAUAUGUUGUCAGCGUACGAGGGGGGGGGCGGCGCUGCAUUCCCUUUUCAUUUGAGCUACCCCCCCACCCCCACGCAAAAGGCUCCAAACCUUCUCAGCACAACAAACGACUUCGCUGUUCUUGGCAGACACCCAUCCGCCGCCGCCGUCGUCGCAUUUAUUGUAUAUCUGCAUCUUUGUAAAUAUAUCUCAAGGGGUUGUGUGAGGAUGCUUUGUUGAAUUUCAUAUUUAACACGCGUAUCAUUUUGCAGUGGUUAUUUAUAACUGUCGUUGAUUGACAAUGCAUUGUGCAUUUGAUGAUCUCCCUCUUGAUAUAUUCUGUUGCUUGGCAGGUCUCCAAAUCCAAAAUAAAUAAUAAUGAAAAAAAAAAAAAAUAGACGAGCCACCCGGAGACUUUGCAAAACAAAAAAACAAGAAUCGGACUAAUGUGUGCAUUUGUGCUAGUGUGUGUGCGUGUGACACCAAAGUUUGAGUGUAAUACAUUGUCAAAGCAGAAUCAUUACUAAAACUGCAGAAAACAAUAAAGGUCUGUCAUUUUAUAACUCUU